Messenger RNA from Podarcis raffonei (Aeolian wall lizard), 2315 nucleotides. RefSeq names its product secernin 1 (gene SCRN1). Lineage: Eukaryota; Metazoa; Chordata; Lepidosauria; Squamata; Lacertidae. The record is from RefSeq and is a predicted model, not a curated record. Gene Ontology annotation, molecular function: cysteine-type exopeptidase activity; dipeptidase activity. Gene Ontology annotation, biological process: proteolysis. Bases 215 to 1459 code for a protein of 414 amino acids. The transcript is spliced from 9 exons.
CUAGGCGGAGCCCCGUGCAGACGCGACGGCGCUGAGGCGCGAGGAGGCAGCGGCGCCUGCUGGCUCCCUCCCUGCUGGCAGGCCGCUCACGUGAGCCGGAGCGCAGCUGUUACCUGGGAGGAGAGGCCGCCGCCGCCGCCGCCUGCUCGCCCUCACGCAGACGGAGCUGCAGGCGGAGGGAAGCCCGAAGGGAGCAAGCAAGCAAGCGGCAAGGAUGGCUCUGGCACCUCCCAGUUACUGUUUUGUUGCGUUCCCACCACACACUAAAGAUGGCCUUGUAGUCAUUGGGAAAAAUUCUGCACGGCCCAGAGACGAGGUACAGGAAAUAGUUUAUUUUGCCGCUGCUACUCAUGAUCCAGGAUGCAAAGUUGAGUGCACAUACAUUGAGAUAGACCAGGUGCCCAAGACCAACGCUGUCGCCCUGAGCAGACCUUCCUGGCUUUGGGGGGCAGAAAUGGGGGCAAAUGAACAUGGAGUCUUCAUUACCAAUGAAGCCAUUAUCACCAAAGAACCAGCCUCAGAAACUGAAGCUCUCCUAGGAAUGGAUCUUGUCAGGCUUGGUCUAGAAAGGGGUGGAACAGCUAAAGAAGCCUUGGAUGUCAUUGUCUCUCUGUUGGAAGAGCAUGGCCAAGGAGGCAAUUAUUACGAAGAUGGGAGUGUAUGCCAUGCUUUCCAGACUGCGUAUCUGAUAGUGGACAGAAAAGAAGCUUGGGUCUUGGAGACUGUUGGGAAGCACUGGGCAGCUGAGAACAUUACAGAGGGAGUAAAGUGCAUUUGCAACCAGCUUUCCUUAACUACAAAGAUCGAUGCAGAGCACCCUGAGCUUAGAAGUUACGCGGAAAGUCAAGGGUGGUGGACUGCGGAUACAGAGUUCAACUUUUCUCAAGUAUUUUCUCAGGCUGAUAACCAUUCAGAUUGUUGUUUGGCGAAGGAGAGCCUAGAGAAGCAAGAAGGCGCUAUCACUGUGGAAAUGAUGAUUGACAUCUUGCGGGAUAAGUCUGGUGGUAUAUGUGUGGAUUCAGAGUCUUUUCUUACUACAUCAAGCAUGGUGUCCGUAUUACCUCAGAAUCUUAGUUCCUCGUGCAUCCAUUAUUUUACCGGCACACCAGAUCCAUCAAGGUCCAUAUUUAAACCUUUUAUCUUCGUCGAUAAUGUAAAAUUAGUAUCAAAAGUACAGUCACCCAUUUUUGGUAGUGAUGAUCCUGUGAAAAAAAUCCCCCGGUUCCAGGAGAAACCAGACCGUAGACAUGAAUUGUACAAAGCGCAUGAGUGGGCGCGAUCAGUCAUGGAGAAUGAGCAGGAAAAAGGAGAGAAGUUGAGAAGAACCAUGUUAGACCUCGAAAAGCAAGGCUUGGACGCAAUGGAGAGCAUCAUUACCAGCUCGGAAGUUCUUGAUCCUUCUGAAGUAGAGGACCUUUUCUAUGACUGUGUUGAUACAGAAAUUAAGUUCUUCAAGUGAAUGACCAUAGACACCUUUAGCCUUCACAUAAGAAGACCAUAAAGCUCUUCAGGCCUUGAAAGAUAUACUCGCCAUAUUGCCGAAUUUUUGGAGGAAAUUUCCCUCUUUUUAGAGAAAAGUUCCUUAGUAGCUGUAUCCAAUUAACACAUUCCUUUCCCCCCUUUUAUUUUCCUCCUGUGUUGUCCUGUGUGUGUUAUGGAAAGAGGGCCUUCACUGACAGUGUGCAUGCUGGCUAAUGUAAUGCAGAAUGUUUUUUCAUUCAUCUGGGCAACCGAAACUAAGAACGACAAAUAGCCCGAGUCCAUGUAGUUCUCAAUAUUGCAAAUCAAAAUAAGCCUGCAAAGUUUUGCCUGAAAAGUUUGAUCCACAUGUAAAAGGAAAAAAUACAGCAGGCACAUGUGUGCUCCUAAAGAGUUUUGCCACAAAGAAAUGAUGAGUUGAAAAAUGGGCCUUGCUAAUGGUAUAAAUGUCAACAGUGGAAUAAGCUGCUCACUUGUUCUAGUUCUGGCGAUUUAGAGUUGGGUCUAUUGAGCUGUGUGCUGCCUCACCUAUGCACAUAUUGGGCUAGUAGCUUUUCCUUUUCUUUUUUUGCUUCUCUCACCUAUCGUUCCAUAUUGCUGCAUAUCAGGCUGCGAAGAUUGCAUUUAAAUAAUCAAUUUCUCCCCAAAAUAGAGUUCUGAACAAUGUGAAUUGGCCUAAGCAUUUAGAGAGAGAGAAGCAAGCUUACAGCUGAAGGUAAGAUCAAGAACCUUAAUUUGGUUGUGGGAACUGUACCAUAGCUGCUUAGGAAAGGCAAUUGUUCCAGUGAAAUGACUAGAAUUUGUUCAGAUAAUUUGCUUCCACCAAGGAUGGGGAA